This is a messenger RNA of Fonsecaea multimorphosa CBS 102226, 1530 nucleotides long. RefSeq lists its product as uncharacterized. NCBI's taxonomy places the organism in Eukaryota, Fungi, Ascomycota, Eurotiomycetes, Chaetothyriales, Herpotrichiellaceae. The coding region runs from base 1 to 1530 and encodes 509 amino acids. The transcript is spliced from 8 exons. The record is from RefSeq and is a predicted model, not a curated record.
AUGUUUUUGCUGCUAUUCGGAGUUGUUAGUGCUGGGGUAUUCCGUCAAAGUCCAGAGCCUUCUGGAUACCCGUCGCUACUGGAAACUACCAUCGAGGAGCUGCAAGCAGGCCUUACCAGCAAGAGGUUCACGAGCACUGAUCUGGUCAAGGCUUAUAUUGCGAGAAUACAUGAAGUCAAUAACGCGCUGCAUGCUGUAACGGAAAUCAAUCCAGAUGCCCUGGCUAUCGCUCGCCGACUGGACAAUGAGCGUUUGGGAGGUUCGACUCGUGGGCCACUCCAUGGACUUCCCAUCUUGAUCAAGAACAAUGUCGCUGAUGCUGACCUUAUUCACCAGCUGGUUCUUGGGGCUCUUGUGGGAGCCAAAGUCCCAAGAGAUGCUACGGUUGCACAAAAGCUUCGCGCUGCGGGGGCUAUUCUGCUGGGAAAGACAAAUCUUAGCCAGUGGGCACACUUCAGAUCUGUCAAUACCAGCAAUGGCUGGUCAGCACACGGAGGGCAGUCAUACGGGCCCUACUUUCCAAAAGAAGAUCCGUGGGGUAGUUCGAGCGGUAGUGGCAUAUCAUCCGCACUCGGUUUAGCUCUUGGCUGCUUGGGCACCGAAACUGAUGGCAGCAUUGUGGAUCCUGCUGAUUUCAAUAACAUCACCAAACUAACAGUUGAAGGUGUCGGGCUCACUUCGCGGCACCUGGUCAUCCCGGUCAGCGAGCAUCAGGACACUGUUGGGCCUUUGACUAGAACAGUUAAAGAUGGUGCUCACAUUCUGCAAGUAAUCGCAGGGAUAGACCCGCUGGACAACUAUACCUCAUCCAUCCCAGAUGGCAAAGUUCCGGACUUUGUUGCAGCUUGUCAAUUGUCUGCAUUGUCGGGCGUCCGGCUUGGUGUUCCGAGCAACGUCUUAUCGAUUCUUUCGGACAACACAACAGAGCCAAUACUCGACUCAUUCUAUGGAACGUUAGACAUUUUGCAAGAAGCAGGUGCCACGGUUGUUGAAGGUACCAACUUUACCUCGGCUGCAGAAUUUGAAAGUUCGCAGCUACCGACAACUAUUCUUGAAGCAGACUUCGUCGUCAACUUGCGGGAGUAUCUAAGCUCUCUAAUAUACAACCCAAACAACAUCACGACGCUCGCCGACUUGCGCACUUUCACCCAGACUUCUCCACUAGAAGAUUAUCCGGAUAGAGAUGCUGGCUUAUGGGACGCCGCGCUCCGAAACUGGAACAACACCUCUCCUCAGUUCUGGCCCGCUUAUCAGCAGAACUUGUUUUACGGCGACGAGGGUGGUCUGCUCGGUGCACUUGAGCGCCAUGACCUCGACGCCGUUAUUCUUCCUACGCAUUUCUCUUCUAGCUUCGCUGCUACUGUUGGCGCCCCGAUAGUGAGUGUCCCCAUGGGUUUCUAUCCAAAUGACUUUCCGGUCUCGAAGAAUUCGUGGGGCUUGGUCGAAGCUGCUCCAAACAUUCCGUUUGGACUGAGUUUUCUCGGGGCGAGAUUCGAUGAUGCAAAACUGAUUGGCAUGGCUUACGCCUAG